GAGUCUCGCUCUGUCGCCCAGGCUGGAGUGCAAGUGGCAUGAUCUCGACUCCCUGCAAUCUCCACCUCCCGGGUUCAAGCGAUUCUCCUGCCUCAGCCUCCUGAGUACCUGAGAUUACAGGUACCGGCCACCACCGCCGGCUAGUUUUUGUAUUUUUAGUAGACACGGGGGUUUCACCAUGUUGGUCAGGCUUGUCUCGAACUCCUGACCUCGUGAUCCGCCCGCCUCGGCCUCCCAAAGUGCUGGGAUUACAGGCGUGAGCCACCGCGCCCGGCCCAAAUACUUAAACUCUUAAGAUUUUUGCUGGAGUCUGCAAACUCGUCUUUGUUUCCCCCGUGCCCGAACACUUUAAUUAAACAGGCAAAUAAUUAUUUGUUGACUACAGAAGUACCUAGAAGCUUCAUUUUCUUCUAAGGAUACUGCUGGAAGCAGCAAAUCCCAAAGCCCAAAUAAUCCAGUCUCCAGCCGAGGCAGCGGGAAUUUUUAAUAGGUGUAUAAAAUUACUUUUUAUACACCUUAAUGAAACGCCUAACGGUGUUACAAGAAAAAAAAAAAAAAAAACCACACACACACAACAAAAAACCCAAACCCGAACACAAACUCAUAAACCUCGUAAAGAUGACUCACGACAUUUAUAUAUUCUAUGUACAAAGGCUAAAGAACAUUAAGCGAACCCUUGAUUUAACACACUUUCCAAUUAUUAGUAACGUAAAGGAAUCACGGUACGUUUUAGGAUCUUUAAACAACAAAAGCAAAGCAAAAACAAUGUUUUCCUUAAGAUAUGCAAGUUACCUGCUUCUUCGACCAAAAACAAAAAAAUUUCAGGAGAAAAGCAGGCAAACAAAAAUCUUACUUGGAAAGCCAAAUCUUAAAAAGAAGCCCUAUCGGCCCAGCGGCGAUAGACGAAAACCUCAAUGUCACCCGGUCCCGGGCGGCGACGGCAGGGAGAGUAGCUGCGGCAAUCAGUGCGCGCGCGGUCCGCUGCGGCGCCUGGCGCUCCGCGGGCGUCCGGGUGGACAGAGCCAGGGGCACAGGGCUGACAUCUCAGGGCUAAUUCCCUCCUCCAGUGCGUAAAUCCAGGCUUAAGCCGCCGCAGGGUGUGAGCCUCCCCUCCCCCACCCGAACGCCGCAGCUGCACGGGGCACGACAGCCUUCGCAGAGGUGCAGCCACACCCCGGCCUAACGCUGCUGCUCCCGCCGCUACUGGAGUGGUGGGGAGGGGUGAGUGGACUCCAGGAAUCCUCGGAAGGGCGGGGGCGGAGGCAGGGGGCCCCUCUAGCCGCUACUUCGAAACAGCACUCCUUGUUCUCGAUGGUCCCCGCGCGACUGUCUUAGCUCACGACACUUCCGGUUCCUUUUAAAGGCCCCCAAGGCUGUGCAACGCGGAGCGUGAGAGGAAGGUAUAAAGGGUAGGGAGAGGGCGGGACCGAGGAGGAAAGGGAAAAAAAAAAACUAGGGGGAUAGGGGUGGGGGGACGCGCGAAGGGCGCGCUCUCGCGUCACGUGACCGGGACGCGCCGUUCUUCCGUCGGCCAUUUUAGGUGGUCCGCGGCGGCGCCAUUAAAGCGAGGAGGAGGCAAGAGCGGCCGCCGCUGGUGCUUAUUCUUUUUUAGUGCAGCGGGAGAGAGCGGGAGUGUGCGCCGCGCGAGAGUGGGAGGCGAAGGGGGCAGGCCAGGGAGAGGCGCAGGAGCCUUUGCAGCCACGCGCGCGCCUUCCCUGUCUUGUGUGCUUCGCGAGGUAGAGCGGGCGCGCGGCAGCGGCGGGGAUUACUUUGCUGCUAGUUUCGGUUCGCGGCAGCGGCGGGUGUAGUCUCGGCGGCAGCGGCGGAGACACUAGCACUAUGUCGGAGGAGCAGUUCGGCGGGGACGGGGCGGCGGCAGCGGCAACGGCGGCGGUAGGCGGCUCGGCGGGCGAGCAGGAGGGAGCCAUGGUGGCGGCGACACAGGGGGCAGCAGCGGCGGCGGCGGGAAGCGGAGCCGGGACCGGGGGCGGAACCGCGUCUGGAGGCACCGAAGGGGGCAGCGCCGAGUCGGAGGGGGCGAAGAUUGACGCCAGUAAGAACGAGGAGGAUGAAGGCCAUUCAAACUCCUCCCCACGACACUCUGAAGCAGCGACGGCACAGCGGGAAGAAUGGAAAAUGUUUAUAGGAGGCCUUAGCUGGGACACUACAAAGAAAGAUCUGAAGGACUACUUUUCCAAAUUUGGUGAAGUUGUAGACUGCACUCUGAAGUUAGAUCCUAUCACAGGGCGAUCAAGGGGUUUUGGCUUUGUGCUAUUUAAAGAAUCGGAGAGUGUAGAUAAGGUCAUGGAUCAAAAAGAACAUAAAUUGAAUGGGAAGGUGAUUGAUCCUAAAAGGGCCAAAGCCAUGAAAACAAAAGAGCCGGUUAAAAAAAUUUUUGUUGGUGGCCUUUCUCCAGAUACACCUGAAGAGAAAAUAAGGGAGUACUUUGGUGGUUUUGGUGAGGUGGAAUCCAUAGAGCUCCCCAUGGACAACAAGACCAAUAAGAGGCGUGGAUUCUGCUUUAUUACCUUUAAGGAAGAAGAACCAGUGAAGAAGAUAAUGGAAAAGAAAUACCACAAUGUUGGUCUUAGUAAAUGUGAAAUAAAAGUAGCCAUGUCGAAGGAACAAUAUCAGCAACAGCAACAGUGGGGAUCUAGAGGAGGAUUUGCAGGAAGAGCUCGUGGAAGAGGUGGUGGCCCCAGUCAAAACUGGAACCAGGGAUAUAGUAACUAUUGGAAUCAAGGCUAUGGCAACUAUGGAUAUAACAGCCAAGGUUACGGUGGUUAUGGAGGAUAUGACUACACUGGUUACAACAACUACUAUGGAUAUGGUGAUUAUAGCAACCAGCAGAGUGGUUAUGGGAAGGUAUCCAGGCGAGGUGGUCAUCAAAAUAGCUACAAACCAUACUAAAUUAUUCCAUUUGCAACUUAUCCCCAACAGGUGGUGAAGCAGUAUUUUCCAAUUUGAAGAUUCAUUUGAAGGUGGCUCCUGCCACCUGCUAAUAGCAGUUCAAACUAAAUUUUUUGUAUCAAGUCCCUGAAUGGAAGUAUGACGUUGGGUCCCUCUGAAGUUUAAUUCUGAGUUCUCAUUAAAAGAAAUUUGCUUUCAUUGUUUUAUUUCUUAAUUGCUAUGCUUCAGAAUCAAUUUGUGUUUUAUGCCCUUUCCCCCAGUAUUGUAGAGCAAGUCUUGUGUUAAAAGCCCAGUGUGACAGUGUCAUGAUGUAGUAGUGUCUUACUGGUUUUUUAAUAAAUCCUUUUGUAUAAAAA
Molecule: messenger RNA, 3266 nt
Organism: Pan troglodytes (chimpanzee)
Lineage: Eukaryota; Metazoa; Chordata; Mammalia; Primates; Hominidae
Gene: HNRNPD
Product: heterogeneous nuclear ribonucleoprotein D
Exons: 9
Coding region: 1840-2910 (356 amino acids)
Biological process (GO): regulation of gene expression
Cellular component (GO): nucleoplasm; chromatin
Molecular function (GO): RNA binding
Source: RefSeq, a predicted model, not a curated record